AUGCAGCCACUUUGCUUGGAACAGUGCUCGCUUUUCGGAAGUGCCGUAGCGAAAGUGAGCUGGGUGCGCACUUUUCCGAUAACGAAUACCAGAGGAACGGGUUCAUUUCACAGUCGAAACUUGGAAAAAAUCUGUCGACUGGGGAACAACUGUUCGCGUGAACACAAAAGUGCCACCCGCUUUGCAUUGCAGCUGUUGACGGACGCUCGAGAGCCCAGACCGUCUUGGCGGCCGAAACAAAGUUUAGGCCAAAACUUCCUCAAGGAUCCUGCGGUUGCCGCCGCUAUCGUGCAAGCUGUGCGAGCUUGUGAGCCCCUCGAACUGGUCGAAAUUGGUGCCGGAACCGGUGUGCUUACAGAGCCGCUUCUGGAAGUAUUCCCCGGGCUUGUGGCGCUCGAGCUUGACGCACGUGCGGUGGAGCACGUUCGAAAACGCCUUGAACAGAGCGAGCGCUUCCGUUCGGAGCAUUUUCCCGAGCUGCGCACCCGUAUCUACCAUGCAGACUUUUUGCGCUCGGACUGGCUCAGGGAAACCGGCAUGCUCACUAGGCCCGAGCCGCGGAUCACGCUCGUGGGGAAUCUUCCCUACUACAUUGUAUCGCCUAUAUUCUUUCACUGUAUUGAGAGCAUUCAACGAUACCGGAACGCAAUCUUCAUGGUUCAGCACGAAUUUGCAGAACGGUUGAUGGCAAAGCCUCAGUGCAAGGACUACGGAGUCCUAUCGGUGCUGGCUCAGCUCCACGCCGAUAUUCAAGUGCUUCUCCGAGUGCCGCGAAGCGCAUUCUAUCCCAUGCCUAAGGUGAACUCUGUGGUACUGCGCCUGGAUUUUCGAGACCCGUUGCAAAAGGACUGCAUGUCUUGCGGCGUCUCAUCGGAUGUGAUCCGCCUGGCACUGCAUCGGCUCGUUCGACGAGCAUUCCAACAGCGGCGGAAAACUUUACGGAAUACGCUUGGCGAUCAAGUGCCGAUGAGAUGGUCGCGAAGACGUCCUGAGGAGCUCCAUCCAGCUGAAUUCCUCGAAUUAACGAUGAUUCUAUCGCAGGAUGCUGCGCUAGACACGGGAAAGCCGCCUGUGUCUGGCUAG
This is a messenger RNA of Cyanidioschyzon merolae strain 10D, 1083 nucleotides long. RefSeq names its product probable rRNA (adenosine-N6,N6)-dimethyltransferase. The transcript has a single exon. Gene Ontology annotation, molecular function: rRNA (adenine-N6,N6-)-dimethyltransferase activity. Lineage: Eukaryota; Rhodophyta; Bangiophyceae; Cyanidiales; Cyanidiaceae. Gene Ontology annotation, cellular component: mitochondrial matrix. The record is from RefSeq and is a predicted model, not a curated record. The coding region runs from base 1 to 1083 and encodes 360 amino acids. Gene Ontology annotation, biological process: rRNA methylation.